This is a messenger RNA of Pelobates cultripes (western spadefoot toad), 19527 nucleotides long. NCBI's taxonomy places the organism in Eukaryota, Metazoa, Chordata, Amphibia, Anura, Pelobatidae. The record is from the annotation of a GenBank genome assembly.
GUAAUACACAUGUACGAUCAGAAAAGUCGGGAUACGUCAGGCGUUAAAUGCGGAUUGCUCGACAUUGGAAAACUUUUUACGCUGACCGAUCUUCGUAAUCGCUUCAACGGCAAUGUAAGUAGCAUUCUCAAAAAAAAAACUGUUUUUUAAAAAAGGUCAUUUUGCAUCAUUACAGAGACUUUGUAUAUUUCUGGUACAAGUUAAUGGUUUGACAAAAUAUAUUCCCAAAAUAUUGCCAGCCCUGCGUUAAAAAAAAGAAAAUAUCAAAUAUGCAUUAUUAUCAUUAUUAUUAUUAUUAUUAUUAUUAUACACACUAUAUAUAUUUACAUCACACACAACUUAUUAUAUCGCCACUCUACCAAAAGAAAAAAACAGUGGUUACGUGUCAAUAACUAUAGAUAGUGGAUGUUUGUUUUCCAAUAUAUUGUUCUGCGCUAUUGCACAGGUUGGUGUGUCAAUGUAGAAAUAUAGAUUGCAAUGGCAAGUAAGCACCAAACUGGUCAUUCUAGUCUGUCAGAUUAGGAACUCUCAGGCUUAUUGUGUCUAGUCCUUCAACAGAGCAGCUCGAUGCACACCCUAGACAUUCUUCAAUCCAAAAUUACAGUAGUAGGCGAAAUAUUGAAGACUUGUUUCUCUGGGAUGAUUGAUCAGUUAAUGAAUUAUUGAAUAUUCUUAUUUGCACAGGCUUUGAAAAGUAAAAACUAAAUGAAGAUCUUCUAACUUGCAAUUUGCUUAUAAAAUUUAUUUAUUUUUUUUAAAUGAAUGUGUGCACCUUUAUUUGAAUUUAGUGAAAUCCCCACUUAUCUGUCAAUGUUGGGAAAAAAACAAGUUUUUAAUUGUUUCAGUCUGGUUUUCAAUAUGUUGUAGAAUACAGUAGUAGAAUGUAGUAGAAUGUAAAUAUGCAUUCAUUGUUUAGCAAAUGAAUGCAUAUUUAAAAUGUUCAAGCUUUAUUUAAUACAAUGGGGAGUGGUGCAUUUGCACAAUCAGUUUAAAUUCUCUUCAUUCCUUUGCUAAUUAAGAGGUUAAUCCACAGAGGGCUAUUCGAUAUAAUUUACCUGGAUGGUAGUAACAUAUGGACAGCCUGACUGUCACUAUAGGGUUAAUAUGUAUAAUAAAGUGUUGAUAACGAUUACCAUAUUUACCCUUUAAUAUGGGGCGUCUAUAAAAAUAAAAGCUCCAAAAAACACACCCAGAUUAAGACUGCGUUUUAUUGUAAAUUUUCCAUUACUGAUUUAUCCCCAUAGGGUGGGUCGGAAAGACAUAUUACCUCCCCCCCUCCCCAUCCUGCUUUUAAAAUGUUUAUAAUUUGGUCAAUUUUUAACACCAACGCUGGGAAAAAAACUGCUGCAAAAUAGAAGGGAGUGAAACGGAUUUGGCUUAUUUAACAUGAAGCAAAAGCAUACUGAUUUCCAAGAGGUUCUGCAGGGGCUGUGAGCUAUCUGCAUCCUACGUCACCACUGAUAAUACGUUCAACAUAGGUGGGCUGCUAAGUAUUUCGAUUGAUAUUAGUGGUCUGGACCCGGAUGAGACUGAUCAUUUUUUCCUUGGGUCACAACCAGUACAAAUAUGACCCUCAUAUUUUAUCUUCCAAAAUGUCACGUCACUGGGGUUACAAGCUGCGCCAUAUUUUGGGUUCAGGGUGAUGUGCAGGACAUGAAAAGUCCUACCCUGCAGUAUGUAGAACGCAUAUGCCACAGAAAGAAAACAAAUUAACUAAUCAAAUAAUACUGUCACAGGGCACUCCUCAUGAAUGCGUCAGAAUCAUGGUUUUCCUGCGAAAUGCACGGGUUCAAUAAGUCUUUAGUUAGAAAUGGAAAAUUUUAAUGUUUAAAGGGUUCAAAUGUUAGAGGGUUGGAAUCUUUUGAGCAUGCAAGUAUUUUCGGGUUUAAAAGUGCCCUCCAUUCCAGACUUCAUAGACAAAAAAAAAAACAGGAUUUUGAAAAAAACUAAACUUUUUUUAUGUUUUUUGGUUAAUAAGAGUCGUGACCUCCUGAGAUCGUUGUCUGGCUGCACACAUUAGCUGUCGUCGUCAGAUGUAGUAAUUGGAUUCCUUUAUGCUGGAGAAUAAAACAGACGGACUUAGCUUAUAAAAGCACCGUCACCAGAGUUCUCUCAGAGGAGAACCUCUCAAAACAGAGCCGGAGAGACGAGUUAACUCCUUCACAACAAGAUUCUUUUUGAUUUAAAGUUGGCAUAAUGUCAUGAUCAGGUCAGGUAGGAGACGAUUGCCAGGGUUAACACUAGGAUCUUUAUUUUAUAGAAUAAGCAGGAUCUCCGAUAACUGAAGUUACAGGUAGAAACCAGGCUAUGUAAUAAAGGGUUUAGACAAUAAGCCCCAGAGUGGGUAUAAAGUAACAGGUAAACCUAUAAAAGAAAUUAGAGGUAGGAGAUUGAAGAAGAACCUAUGAGAGACAUUAUAGGGGAGUAUAUUGAAGGUAAACAGAAAACAGGAGUUAGGCAAUAUGCCCCAGAACAGGAUAUAAAGAGACAGAGAAACCUAUAAGUGACAUGGGUAAAGCAAGAGAAGGAAAACGUAUUAUUGAAAUAAUAGGUUGCUGGUAGACAAGUUACAAAUAAACAAUAAGAUUUCAAGAUUACAAGACAAAGGAGAACUUUAGUUAAUAAACCCCAUAUUAGAAGGAGUAUUGAUCAAGCAGGAAAAUAACACCAUGUAAUAUUACUUUGAGGCAGAGUCCAGAUUGGUGUUAUGCAGGUAGGUAUGGAGCAGAUAAGUUGUAUGGAUCAGGCUGGUAGAAAUCAGGUAGGUAAGAUAAAGCGUAGUUCGGGCUGAUAUUGAGCAGGGUUGGUAGUAAGCAGGAUUGAGGAGUAGUUCAGGCUGGUAUUCAGCAGGGUUGGUAGUAAGCAGGAUUGAGGAGUAGUUCAGGCUGGUAUUGAGCAGGGUUGUAGUAAGCAGGAUUGAGGAGUAGUUCAGGCUGGUAUUGGCUGAGGAGUAGUUCAGGCUGGUAUUGAGAGGGUUGGUAGUAAGCAGGAUUGAGGAGUAGUUCAGGCUGGUAUUGAGCAGGGUUGGUAGUAAGCAGGAUUGAGGAGUAGUUCGGGCUGGUAUUGAGCAGGGUUGGUAGUAAGCAGGAUUGAGGAGUAGUUCGGGCUGGUAUUGAGCAGGGUUGGUAGUAAGCGGGAUUGAGGAGUAGUUCAGGCUGGUAUUGAGGAGGGUUGGUAGUAAGCAGGAUUGAGGAGUAGUUCAGGCUGGUAUUGAGCAGGGUUGGUAGUAAGCAGGAUUGAGGAGUAGUUCAGGCUGGUAUUGAGCAGGGUUGGUAGUAAGCAGGAUUGAGGAGUAGUUCAGGCUGGUAUUGAGCAGGGUUUGGUAGUAAGCAGGAUUGAGGAGUAGUUCAGGCUGGUAUUGAGGAGGGUUGGUAGUAAGCAGGAUUGAGGAGUAGUUCAGGCUGGUAUUGAGCAGGGUUGGUAGUAAGCAGGAUUGAGGAGUAGUUCAGGCUGGUAUUGAGCAGGUUUGGUAGUAAGCAGGAUUGAGGAGUAGUUCAGGCUGGUAUUGAGCAGGGUUGGUAGUAAGCAGGAUUGAGGAGUAGUUCAGGCUGGUAUUGAGCAGGGUUGGUAGUAAGCAGGAUUGAGGAGUAGUUCAGGCUGGUAUUGAGCAUAGUUGGAAGUAAGCAAGAUUGAGGAGUGGUUCAGGCUGGUAUUGAGCAGGUUUGGAAGGAGCAGGAUUGUGGAGUAGUUCAGGCUGGUAUUGAGGAGGUUGGUAGUAAGCAGGAUUGAGGAGUAGUUCAGGCUGGUAUUGAGCAGGUUUGGUAGUAAGCGGGAUUGAGGAGUAGUUCGGGCUGGUAUUGAGCAGGGUUGGUAGUAAGCAGGAUUGAGGAGUAGUUCGGGCUGGUAUUGAGCAGGGUUGGUAGUAAGCAGGAUUGAGGAGUAGUUCAGGCUGGUAUUGAGCAGGUUUGAAGUAAGCAGGAUUGAGGAGUAGUUCAGGCUGGUAUUGAGCAGGUUUGGUAGUAAGCAGGAUUGAGGAGUAGUUCAGGCUGGUAUUCAGCAGGUUUGGUAGUAAGCAGGAUUGAGGAGUAGUUCAGGCUGGUAUUGAGCAGGGUAGUAAGCAGGAUUGAGGAGUAGUUCAGGCUGGUAUUGAGCAGGUUUGGUAGUAAGCAGGAUUGAGGAGUAGUUCAGGCUGGUAUUGAGCAGGUUUGGUUAAGCAGGAUUAGUAAGCAGAGAUUGAGGAGUAGUUCAGGCUGGUAUUGAGCAGGUUUGGUAGUAAGCAGGAUUGAGGAGUAGUUCAGGCUGGUAUUGAGCAGGUUUGGUAGUAAGCAGGAUUGAGGAGUAGUUCAGGCUGGUAUUGAGCAUAGUUGGAAGUAAGCAAGAUUGAGGAGUGGUUCAGGCUGGUAUUGAGCAGGUUUGGAAGAAAGCAGGAUUGAGGAGUAGUUCAGGCUGGUAUUGAGCAGGUUUGGUAUUAAGCAGGAUUCAGGAGUAGUUCAGGCUGGUAUUGAGCAGGUUUGGUAGUAAGCGGGAUUGAGGAGUAGUUUGGGCUGGUAUUGAGCAGGGUUGGUAGUAAGCAGGAUUGAGGAGUAGUUCAGGCUGGUAUUGAGCAGGUUUGGAAGUAAGCAGGAUUGAGGAGUAGUUCAGGCUGGUAUUGAGCAGGUUUGGUAGUAAGCGGGAUUGAGGAGUAGUUCGGGCUGGUAUUGAGCAGGGUUGGUAGUAAGCAGGAUUGAGGAGUAGUUCGGGCUGGUAUUGAGCAGGGUUGGUAGUAAGCAGGAUUGAGGAGUAGUUCAGGCUGGUAUUGAGCAGGUUUGGAAGUAAGCAGGAUUGAGGAGUAGUUCAGGCUGGUAUUGAGCAGGUUUCGAAGUAAGCAGGAUUGAGGAGUAGUUCAGGUUCGGUAGUAAGCAGGAUUGUAGCAAAGGUAAGUCCAGGGGUUGGUUCACAGGAGCCAGGAUCUGAAGUGUUUCAGGCAAAUCAAAAAUUUUUAUGCAAAUGCCCAAUAUUGAGCUGGUUGUGGCCUUUUGUAGCUGAAGUAAUCAACCCAGGCAGGUGAGGUAGAGAUGGAAAUCUCAGUGCUAGUGGUUAGGGAGGUCACUAGAGGCCAAUAUUAGUCACUGCAUAAACGAAUUUAAGAAAAAUCAAUAAAGGUCAGAAUUUAGAUUUUUGGAUCCUGACACAUAACUUUUAUUUGAAACGUGAAAGGAUUUUUUUAGUUAUUUACUAAAAUAUUGAGGAGUGUAUAGUGUCUAUAUGGUUUCUUUACCUUGCAAUAUUUCAUAAUAUCUCAUACUGUUUCAUAAUAUUUCAGGAUCUAAAAUUGAGCAACAACAUGUUUUUUUGUUACUUAAAGUAUUUGGGACAUAUAUAGUGUGACGGAACGCCGUCACUAAGUACUAUGCCCACUGCUUAUUUGUGUGUUUUUCCCUUUGUGUUAUGUGUUCCCACUUGUAUUUUGUGUACUGUGCCUAUUUCCCCAUUCGGGAGCGCUCAUACGAACGGAACCCAUUCAUCUCCCGAACAAGGACCACCCUGGUACCCCAUUAGAAUGUUCACACCAAUCAAUCAGAACAUUCACACCUGCAAUGUAAGAGUGAAACCGCAAGUAAUCCCGAAAAGAGACGCUUCCUGUGGCGGAACCGCUGCCUGUUCGAGGGUUUUCUUUCUCUUUACAUUUGUUUCCCCUGUAUUUUCGUUUAUUGUUCUCACACCCCAUUCAGGAGGGUUUCCCCGAUGGAAUUCAUUCACCUCCCGAACGGGGACCACCCCAAUAACUAAUUUAGAAUGUUUGCUUACAAUGUUCACACCUCGAAACAUAAGUGUCAAAACCACAAACCACAAGGGAAACAAUUAAUGAGUGCUUCUCUGGGUGGCCAUCAUUUGUACAGACCACCAGGGAGAGCAUUCCUGGAUUGUUUCCUGACUCGUUCAUCUCCCGAACAAGGACCUCCCCAGUGCCCCAUUAGAACGUUCACACCAAUUGAUCAGAAUGUUCGCACUCGCAACAUAGGUGUCAAACCGCAAGGGAAGUAAUUAAUGGGUGCUCCUCUGGGUGGCUGCCAUUUGUAUAGACGAAUGCCAGCCAGGGGAACAUUCAUACCCCAACAGGAGACAUUUCCCUUGUCUGGUUUUUACACUAAGACUUCGCGAACGAAGACUAGUCGAUCGAGGGACCGAGGCAAGGGUCCCUGCGAUUGGUGUGGGCAAUUUUGGGGCACUGGUGAGUUUGUUGGGCUCUCCUGAGCCUGAUGGACAAAGAGACCAGCUCUUUUCCCGCAGGUGGGCUUUUCAGUGCCUGGGAGAUAAAGGGACGGUUCCUUUUUCCCGUGCCUAGACUCCCCUGCACAGAGCACUUGGGAAGAAGACCCCUGGCGGUUGGUGUGGGGAACCUUGUGGAUUUAGUGGUGGGCUUCAGGGACAAAGGGUUCAGAUGCGUGCUAGACCCCUUACAUGGGGUUAUGCAUAAAAGCCGUGUGUGGCCAAUAAAACUGUGUUGUACCUCCAGGACUGUGUGUCGUCCAGUUACUGGGGGGAAAUGGGUCUCCUUAUUCUCUAACUGGUUCCCGACCGGCUGAAGGAAGGGAAUUAGCAGAGGUAACUAAUCGGGUUACCCCCGGUCCGCUACACUUCCCUUGCAGGGUCUUCACACCGGGACUCCAUGAAUAGGUGCCUGAGGUCGGUGGGGACACUGGUGGGGUACUGGCAGUUCGGAUCGCCCUACCUGCUCCUAACGGAUCUAUAAUCACUGUUCUCCCUACUCGGGAGCUACGAGGCCAGGCUCGUAGCUGCCCAGGGUGCGCUCUCCCCGGGGCUACCUAAGUGGAGGUAGCCACCAGAGAGAGGCGUGAUCCCCAGCGGAAACCCUGGAGCUGUUAGUCGGCUUCAUGGCCGCAGAGUCCCGCUGCCUGGAAGUCCGUGCCGUUUGCGCCAUUUUCUUGAUAGGUCGGCACGAAUGAGCGCUGAUUCGUCGCUGCGGGGCUCAGACGAUCAAUAAGAGAAAAAAAAACGUCCAUUCAAACGGGUUUCGCUUCCUUUCUCCUGGUUGGGUGGUGAAACCCUCUCCUCCCUGAGCACUAAUAGGUGAUUUGGUUCACGCCCUUUUUCCAGAUUGGCUGUCGUUUGGUUUAGGCGUGAAGUUUAAAUCCAUCGGACUAAACCAAGCAACGCUGUGGAACUAACUUCGGGGAUGUACAGAGCCUCGAGCCCAGACUUUGUACAAUGGUUUCUUGGGUUCUGUACUUGCGAUAGCCCCACUAUUUGCAGGGACCCUAGUUGAGACCCGGGGAUAUCCAGUGAUAUGUGUUUUACCUGUGUGGCCCCUUCCCUUCCCAGGGCGCAGAGCCCCUUAGCUUUCCCCCCCAUGUGUAAUAUGUUUUAAUGUAUGUCACUGUGUCCUGUUGGUAUGUCCCAGAGCAGGAGAUGGUUAUCUGCCUGGGACAAAAGAAAGUGUACUGAAAGAGUGGAGACCCUGUGUGGGGGUCUGUGUGUAAAAUGAAGCUGUACCAAUAAAGGAUUGUCAGAGUUGUACCUCCAGAACUGUGUCUUGUCCAGUUACUGGGGGGAAGAAAGGGUUAAUCACUGUGUUAGCAGUUCCAGGGUAUAGAGGAUGCAGUGGGGAAAACCCUUGUAAGGACUGAGUAGCUCCCAGGACUGUUUGCCGUCCAGCCCCUGGGGUGAACAGAGCUAGUUCCCCUAUCCAGCCACAGCUACGAAGCAGACCCUUGGCGGAGGUGCCCGGCUGGGGUACAGGGAGCUCUAUCACAUAUAAAUAAAUAAAAAUGGUUAAAUAUCUGUGCCAAGAAAGUUUAGUAGGAACCUAGUUGCAGAUCAGUAAAAUAGCUUCCCAAAAAUGACACCAAAAAGUAAAUUUACACCAAGUUACUGUACAAUGCAGGAGAUUAAAGAUUGCCAUUGAAGACUGAAUAGAAUCCAUGUGCUAUUUUCCGAUACCCUCAUUUCUUUCCCUUGAUCUAAGUUGCAGUACAGUUCAUGACAAUAUUUACACUUUGUCUGCACAUAUGCAGAGCAAAAUAAUGGAAUCCAGUCAGAAAAGGUGUUCCCCUGUGAGCUGACAACCAUCACAGGAUCAGAGAAUUUGGUUGGGGCAAAUAGGUCAACUCUAAGGGUUUAUUCACUUCCAUGAGAACUAACGCAAAUAUUGAAAUUUUAAAAGGGGCAUUGUAGACAUCAGAGCAGGAUUAACAAAAAGGCGACUCUAGGUGGUACAGGUUUCGCAUCUCCAGACCACAAACCGGCACACUGGAGAAGGGAAACUAUGCUAUCAUCAGAUUUCAACAAGGCCGAGAUCGCCAGGCAUUCAUGGCGGCCGUGCGCAGUAAGUCUCCUUUCAACUUUGAAGGACACUCCCUGACCUUCUACCCUGAUCUGUCCAAGGCCACCAUGGACUGGAGACGAUCCCUGCGACCCCUGACUACAGAACUCAUGGCACAUAAUAUACCCUAUCGCUGGGGCACACCCAGAACCCUGAUUAUACCCAGAGACAUUGGUAAUCUAAAAUUACACGAAGCUACCGAAAUACCUGACAUCCUGCAGCAGCUCGCGCUAGAAAGGCAAGCACCGGGUCAAGCUGAUUCUAACAAGCCAAAGACAACUACAGCCUGGAACCCUACCACAGUGCGACUCUUUGUACCAGCAGCCCAAUGAGGGGGAAAAGCGUCUACUUCAGUGCCAUGAACUCCCUGACAUAUGGCCUUAAUGUCGGGCUCUAAACUCCAGCCUCUAUAAGUGUCGUUACACUUUUAUGUUUUAAGUUUUAAGUUUGAUUGUUGCCCACUACCUUUGGCAUAUUUGCAUGUCCUCUCGAUUGCUAUAUGCAUAAAUUACAUCACUUCUACCUGUUCUCCCUCCCAACUCCCACUUAUAUCCCACGGAAAAAACAGAUGAUAUUACCGACCUAGGUGUCUGUGAAAGGGGAUGCAAGCCUCUCUAACCCGAGCCUAGUGCAACAGCCCAGGUUUAACCCAGUGAUCACAGAGGCAACUGUUGCGCCCUGCCCCAUAAGCACUAAGAGCAUACUCACCCUGUAUCACUUAAGCAGGUGCUGCACGCUAGACAUAUAACUGCCCAUAACUUGUCAUAGUCACCCUAACAACAUAAGAUAAAAAAUGUGCUGUGUUACUGAUGCCAACAACUGUAUACCUUUGUCUGACAGAAACUACUUGCACCAGCUGUUGUGGCUAAGCAAGAAUGUAUGUACCAACUAUGCACAAGCAUAGAAUGUGACGGCAGAUAACCAUUCGGCCCAUCUAGUCUGCCGAAUUUUCUAAAUACUUUCAUUAGUCCCUGGCCUUAUCUUAUAGUUAGGAUAGCCUUAUGCCUAUCCCACGCAUGCUUAAACUCCUUUACUGUGUUAACCUCUACCACUUCAGCUGGAAGGCUAUUCCAUGCAUCCACUACCCUCUCAGUAAAGUAAUACUUCUUGAUAUUAUUUUUAAACCUUUGUCCCUCUAAUUUAAGACUAUGUCCUCUUGUUGUGGUAGUUUUUCUUCUUUUAAAUAUAGUCUCCUCCUUUACUGUGUUGAUUCCCUUUAUGUAUUUAAAUGUUUCUAUCAUAUCCCCCCUGUCUCGUCUUUCCUCCAAGCUAUACAUGUUAAGAUCCUUUAACCUUUCCUGGUAAGUUUUAUCCUGCAAUCCAUGAACCAUGCAAUCCAUACUUUCCCCAUUACUGAAGUAAGGCUUACUGGCCUAUAGUUGCCCGACUCCUCCCUACUACCUUUCUUGUGAAUGGGCACAAUAUUCACUAACUUCCAAUCUUCUGGGACUACUCCUGUUAACAAUGAUUGGUUAAAUAAAUCUGUUAAUGGUUUUGCUAGUACACCACUGCUAGUACACCACUGCUCUUUUAAUAGCUUUGGGUGUAUUCCAUCAGGCCCCAUUGACUUAUUUGUCUUUACUUUGACAGUUGAAAUAGAACCUCUUCCUCUGUAAACUCACAUGUAACACAGAUGACUUAUUUGUCAUUUUUCCUAACUGAGGCUCCUUUCCUUCAUUUUCAUCUGUAAAUACUGAACAAAAAUAUUCAUUGACGCAGUCAGCUAGACCUUUAUCCUCUUCUACAUACCUUCUUUUUUUUGUUUUUAGUCUAACUAAUCCUUGUUUUACUUUCCUUUUCUCACUUAUGUAUCUAAAAAUGUUUUAUCCCCCUUUUUUACUAACUGUGCUAUUUUCUCUUCUGUGUGUGAUUUGGAAGCUCUUAUAACUUGCUUAGCCUCUUUCUGCCUAAUCUUAUAGAUCAUUCUGUCUUCCUCACUCUGUUUUUUUUUUUAUAAUUCCUAAAUGCUAACUUGCCCACAGACCAGUUUCUAAUGAUCCUGUAUGGGUUCUAUGAGUCCAGGGCUUUUUACCCAGUUCAAGUAAAACCAUAAUUAAAGACAAGAUUGUCAGGUAAUUGAGCUGUGACAGAAUAAUACAUGUGUCCUGUCUUCAUUAUAUUAACAUUAGGCAAAAUGGCAAUUAGUGGCUUCCGUUUCAGAAGCGCUAUGCACUUACAAUGCAAAAAGAGAGGCUUACAUCUGUCCACUCUAGAGAGCAUCAAGCAGAUAAAACACAUUUAAAUAUGUUGUAAAUAAGUAGUCAAAAGGCCCAUUAAUGCAUCUGCAUAAUUACAGAUCACACUGAUCACAUUAAAAGUCUUAACACUAAUCAAUACACAAUCAAGGAAAACUGUCUAGAUGUUGAAUACUUUGGGCACCAUAACAACUUCAUCGCAAUAAAUUGUUACAGUAUGAGAAGUUCCCAAGCACCAUUUUGUUUUCAGGCAUAACCUUGAGACUGACGCGCGGUCGCCAUUUUAGAUGUGGGCAAGUUCCGUCUGAGGUUGCUCAGUUGGUGGGCAAAUCGAGAUGGAAAGCCAAGCAGGGUUUGGAUUUCUCCCUGUGAAAUUGUCAGGACAAGGUCCUGGUUAUAUUUGGCCCUAACACAAAGAUGCUUAAGAUGGUGGAGUCUGGUGGUACCCCCAUACCAGUCCUCAGGGACUGGAUGCAAUGAACCAUCUGCCUAAUAGGCAACCAUCACAGCUUUGGCAACUGAAAGACGCCAAGAUAGACAUAGUCUAUCUUGCUAAAGAUAGAACCGAAACUAGUAAACCUGGCUUAUUCAGAACCUGGUCCAUAAGUGAAAGGUCUUCUGUUUGGAGAUAAUUUUGUUAAGGAGCUUGGUUCCUAUGUGAGCACAUUCAAGGCUUUGGACAAAGCACGGUUAAAUAGGAAAAAAGUGUUUAACCCCGAGGUUUUUGGCAGGGCCAGCAGAAAUGAAGGCCUCUGACCAGUCAUUCCUAUAGAGGCUCGUUUCGUGCAGCUUUGGACUAGGAAGCAAAUCUAGUGUCUAUCUGAGUGACUGCCACUUGAGGUGUUGCUAGGCAGCAAUGUAAACACUGCCUUUUUCUCUGGGACAGGCUACAGGCACCAGAACCACAGCAUUAAGCUGUAGAAAUAAUAAUCAAAUAGAUAGAUAAUCAAACAUUCGCCUUUAAUAAAAUGAUGACUUUACAUCAUGUUAAUAGUAAAUCUGGCCAUUUAAAGGACCACUAUAGUGCCAGGAAAACAUAUUCGUUUUCCUGGCACUAUAGUGCCCUGAGGGUGCCCCCACCCUCAGGGACCCCCUCCCGCCCGGCUCUGGAAGGGGGAAAGGGGUAAUAACUUACCUUUUUCCAGCGCUGGGCGGAGAGCUCUCCUCUCCGCCUCCGUUACGCCCCGCCGGCUGAAUGCGCACGCGCGGCAAGAGCUGCGCGCGCAUUCAGCCCGUCGCAUAGGAAAGCAUUUACAAUGCUUUCCUAUGGACGCUGGCGUGCUCUCACUGUGAAAAAUCACAGUGAGAAGCACGCAAGCGCCUCUAGUGGCUGUCAAUGAGACAGCCACUAGAGGAUUAGGGGGAAGGCUUAACCCAUUCAUAAUUAUAGCAGUUUCUCUGGAACUGCUAUAAUUAUGAAAAAAUGGGUUAACCCUAGAAGGACCUGGCACCCAGACCACUUCAUUAAGCUGAAGUGGUCUGGGUGCCUAGAGUGGUCCUUUAAAGAUGAAACAAAUGUCAUUAACCCUCUCAGUUCGAAAAACAAUGUGACAUCUUUGCUAAGCCUAAUGGCAGGCUGUGCUAAUGCGUACCUCUCUCAGAGUUCUUACAUACAGAUGGUGAAAGCUAAUAAACCAAUUUAACACGGAAACCAUAAAUCUAUUAUAUAAACCUGGAAGUGCUCUAAUUGCGAAAGGCUAAUUUCCCUACCAAUCAGCAGCGAUCUCCAAUGCUCUGGGGUCGAAUGCAAGCUCUCACAGCUGUACUCCCUAAUAGUCUUUUUACUUCAAUGAUAACAAAGAGCAAAACCCUCUAUGAAAUCAGCAUUCUAUGAUGUCAGCACAUAUUUCUACAAUAUGAUGAUGUCACAAAGUGACCUCAGGCAAUCUGGAUAGAAUUCUGCAACUUAAAGACAAUACUAGAUUGGACUAUGAUUAUAUGGCCACAUCAUAUAGGUUUGGGUUAAGAGGUGUGAUAAGUUCUGGUGCUAGGUUCUGGACCCAGGUCUGUAAGAGUAUAUUUAGAGGUUAAAGGAACACUAUAGAGUUAAGAAAACAAACCUGUAUCCCUAAUGCUAUAGUGUCCCUCUCUUUAAUUAGAUACAGGCAAAUAAAAUAAAUACUAAAAAUUUAUUAUAUAUCAGGACUCAAAAUGUCCAAUCUCAACUAGCCAUUGGCAAGUAGAAAUUCAUCCUUUCCUACAGAGGCUCCUUUCGUGUAGCCCUGGACAAGGAAACCCCUCUAUUGGCUAUCUGAGUGACUGCCACUUGUAGUGUUGCUAGGCAGCAAUGUAAACACUGCCUUUUCUAAGAAAAGGCAGUGUUUACAGUUCUCAGCCUGCAGGGGCAGGCUAUAGACACCAGAAGCACUACAUCAAAGGACCACUAUAGUGCCAGGAAAACAAACUAGUUUUCCUGGCACUAUAGGGUCUUUAGGGGAGGAAGGGGUUAAGCACUUAACUUUCUCCUGCGCCAGGCUCCUUCGGCGGUGGGGAAAUCUCCCCCCUCUUCCGACGUCAGCGCUGAAUGCGCAUGCGCGGCAAGAACCACACGCACAUUAAAUUAGUCCAUAGGAGACAGCCACUAGAGGCUGGAUUAACCCUAAUGUAAACAUAGCAGUUUCUCUGAAACUGCUAUGUUUACAGCUGCAGGGUUAACCCUAGAUGGACAUGGCACCCAGACCACUUCAUUGAGCUGGAGUGGUCUGGGUGCCUAUAGUGGUCCUUUAAGUUUGUCUUAAUUCCAUGGAGAAUUCCAUGGACAUUUAAGGUUUGCAGUGGAGAGUAAGUUGUAAUGCCUUCCCAGUAGGGCAGGACUUGAGAUGUUUUAGCCCUGUAUAUAUUAUACAUAUACUGUACACACACAGACCCAGCACGCUUCAAAAUGUUUUUAUGGCUGAUCAUUAACAAGUGUCCUCUUUUUAUUUAAUACUGCAAUAAAUUAGCAGCUUUUUCUUCUUUUAUGAUUUUCAUUUGCUUCUAUCUCUGUACCUUAUAUUCAAUAAAGACAUAACGGGGAAAAAAAACAGGAAAAACUGUUGGAUGAGAAAAUCUUGUUCCCUCUGCUGCCAUUUCAGACAGCGGCAUACCGGACGUGAUAGCAUUAAGGCGAAUCUAUCACCCUCCUCCCCCCCAGCCAAAAGGAGUAUUUCAUAAGGAUAAAAUCUUUAUAACAUACUCACAUUGACUGUGUUGAAAUUGCACUAAAGUUCCAACAUGGUCAAAAGAUAUACAAAGACAAAGUAGGGACUACACUAUCUUUGUAUAUUUCUGAAGGUUGACAAAACUUGACAAAAGGUAUUGUCUGUGACGGGACCCUCCAUAGACCUCAGUGUUGUACCCUCGCACAUGUGUGAGAGUAAUGCACUGACAUCAGCUCCUGGGAGAUGAAGCGUCAGGAGGUGAAGAGAGCUGUCAGGAAGACGAUGGGGCGGUUGCGAGGGGCAGGUACAGAAAAGUAAAAGUCACCUUCCCCUGCACCACAAAGUCACCGGACACCCAGCAGAGCUGUCACUGUUGGGGAUCUUUGCAAAAUAUACAAAGACCCCAGACAGUGACAGAACCUCUUUAACUCUGUAGCAAAUGUGAGAUGAAUUGAGUUCUGCAGACAGCUGUGUGCACUGCAGCCCUGUUUGUUUAACUAGGAUUUGCACCACUCUAAUUUUAACUUCAAUGGGGCCCAUGGACCUCCCUCCAACAGCUGUUUUCUGAGUAUAUUUUUGUCUAAAAAACAAACAAAAAAACACUGAAAAUGUAUUUGGAUUAUUAUAUUCAAAAUUUUUUUUUUUUUUUAAAUGAAAAUAAUUUUUUAAAAAUCCCAGCUUAAGCAAGUUAGAUGAAGAUGCGGUUUAUCAUUAAAGGAACACUCGAAAAAAACAAAACACUUCAUCUUAAUGAUUUUGGUGCAUUGACUCCAUCAUUGCAGUUUGGCUGUUGUGGUUAUGGUACUCUGAAUUUUCCUUGAACGCUUGUUGACUUCAGCUAAUCAGAAUAUGGCUGGAAUUCAAAUCACGGUGAGUACUAGAAAACUCACCAAUGAGGAUAAUUUAACUGCUGCCCAUGUCUGUUGUAAAGGGUAUACUCUCUGGCACAAUGGAAGUUAAAAUGGUAUAUUUUAAUUUUUUGAACCCUUUUAAUUUAAAUAAACCGAAUUUCAUUUAAGUAAACAGUAAGACAUUAUUAUAAAAUAGUUGAAAGGUGUGACUUUAACCAAUGCACUUAGCAUGUGUCAAAUGUCUAGUCAAUAAAAAAAAAUCAAUCAAGAGGUAUUUGCUUUAGUAAUUAUCUGGUGCAGAAAAGCUAUGGUUGAUUGAUACCCUCCAUGUCCCAUCCCAACAAAGAAUCUAGGAAGCAAAUGAAUUGUACACAGACACGAAGAAGUAUUUAUCUAUUCAAAUAAUUCUUUGCCAUUGUCUACAGGGGAGUGGAGUGUGCAAUGUGAAGUCGAUUUGGAUGAGUAAUGAAUUGGUAUGUUCAUUCAAAGUAAGAAACUUGUUUUCAACUAAGAAAUAAUCUAUUAUUUGCAUACAACACCCGUACCGGUGGCGUAAGAAUGGAAGUCACAGAAAUUGCAACUGAGUCACUCUGAUUUAGGUAAUUCACCCCAUGACCUAUUCAUUCCCCUGAGACGUCACCAAUGUGAAAUGGAAUGCUUACUGGACAUCUGUUUGCCCCUUGCUCCAGUAUUGACUAGGUCAUUGCUUUUUUGGGAUGGCGAUGAUUAAUAUCUUAGUUCUCACCCUAACAUAUAUAUACAUUUCCUAACCCGUACAGGUUGCUGUAAUGUGUUUAACCUUAAGCUUAAUGUUUCUAAUAAUAAACUGUAACCACGUGUGCUACCCUAAACUUUAAUCUAAACUACUAGAUGAAUUUAUGAAUCCAACUCCUCUAACCCUAACUUCUACCCCUAGUUUCUCUAGCCAGGAAUCCAACCCUAAGUACUGUACUCUUUGACCCUAAAUUUAAAUGUUGCCCUAUUCAUUAGCCUAACUUGUACAACACAUGCAACCCUAAUCCAUACGAUAACUUUAAAUCUUCCGGUAAUUAACCUUUAUCACAAAGCCCCCAAACCCCAAGAAUAUGUUCAUAUGACAUGUAGGCAACAUUGGAAGUUAUGAAAUCAUGAUGGCAUCACCACUGACACUACCUGGGUCACUGGCAAUGCAUAUAAUGGGUAUGCCCACUCAGAAAAUGGGUGGUGACACUUAAGGGUUUUUUUGGCCCACCACUACAGGAUCUUGCAGAGAGGGCUGUUGAGGCACUGUCUGCCGGGCCCUAGUGUCCGUGCACAGAGCUUGCACCUCGGAUUCUCAAGGACAGUCUCUUGGUUUUCCCCAGAAGAGGAAACUACAGGGAACCAAAUAAGGACUGUCCUGCUGAAGUCGGGACUGUUGGGGAGCCUAAGAUCAUCUAAACCACAAAUCCAUACAAUAGUGAGAUAGACAAGACGAAUAGCACUUUGCAUCCUAACAUAUUUCAAUGCGCUUUUUUAACUAAAUCUGGAAUUUCGGAGAGACUACAAGGAAAUUAGAUUCAUUUUUUUUUUGCCAAAAAAAGCAAAACUAGAAGAAAACAAAAUCCUCAACUUCUGAUAUUUUUCGUGCUCAUCUGUUUUUACUUAGAUCUUGGGAUUCUCCUCUUAACCAUCGACAUAACAAAAACCCUGCGUAAAAAAAAUUGAUUUACAACAGAAAUCCAUCAGAAAGCUGGGAGUGGCUAUAAAUUUAUCCCAAUUAGAUGCUAUCCGGUGUGCAGAAGUAAAUAUUCCUCAGAGUGCGCUGCUUGCAUCUGAAAAGCUUUUAAGAGCAGUGUUGGUAAGGAAGUGAGAGGCUAUCUGGCUUGGGAAACAUUUUAUCGUCAGUGAAUCGGCAUGAGUACCUUCGUAGAACCCUGCAGGUAUGCAUUAUGCCAAGGAUCAGAUACUAGGAUUUAACUCGUAUAGUGCUCGCUGGGUCUGGAAUACUAUGUAUCACAAUGUAAUAUUUUCAUUAAACAGGGAAUUGUGGUGAGAUGUCAAAUCCCUGGCAUGUGUGCUGGCCCCCGGCACACAGCCUUUUUCCCCCCACUCAAACAUAUUUAUUGCCUGUAAGGCAUAGUAUUGUGAUACAGAGAUUGUAGACAGAGCCUCACACAAAAAAAAGAUAAAGCACUUUAGCUUGUUGAAGUGGCUUAUGCGUGAAGAGUGUGCCCUAUUUUUCCAUUUAACAAAAAGUGCUGAUGUCAAUAGAAAGUGGUACUUUUAAAAAAUGUACCUUGUUACACCCCCCGUGGCUGUCAAGCAGACAACUGGUCGUGCAGACAAAAGAUCUGUUUCUUGAUUUACUCCCAAUGAGAAAAUAAAAUCCAUAAUUAAAUACUUGUAAGCUUUCAUUAUGGGGAAUAUCUACUAAACAGUAAUACUUAAUGAUUAAUUUCUUUGGGGGCUUUGGAGUCUUCCUUUAAGACAAUCUGGAAUUAUUCCUAGAGCGAUCCGAGCAAUACGUAUUAGUACUACGCAUUUACUAACGUCAAGUGGCUGGUUUAUUACAAAUAUUUUAUGUUUAAUUACACAUGAGAAAACGAGAAUAAUAUAAUUAAUUACGGAGGCCCUAGGCAUGAUUCGGUAGACUGAACUACAUAUAAUUGCAUUAUAACACCCCACAGAGAAGUGCAGCUUACAAGUGACAUACAUAGAAAGGUACAGUGAGUUCAGGAAAGCAAUCAUGUUGGGGAUAGUCUGGGCACUGCCCCUGGAUUUUUGUUAUAAAUAUUUUAAGAGCGGUUUGACCCCCAAAAAAAAUGGGGGGGGGGGAGAGCAUCACAGUCCACCUCCUCUCAAGUCAAAAUUACACUCCUGCAUUAUCAGUAUUGAUUGCAUCCAACCUAGACUGUGAAAUUGAUAAUGUAGGUGUGUAAAUCCAGAUUGACAAAAAAAAAAAAACAUGCACAACAAAACAAAACAACAACACAGGAGAUCACACCAAUAGACCAUUGGUGGCAAGAAAUUGAGAGCUGCACAAUGUUUCUGGUUGGUGUGAUUGCGCCCCCUCUCUGUGUGCUCAGGUAGCACAGCCCUAAGGCUGGCCUUUGGUUAUUGUCUACACAUACGGCUUGAGGACUGCGCGUUGAUAUUUAGCAGCUAUCCUGCUUUAACUCUUAAAUAGUCUUACAGUCAGCGUGCACCUUUUCGGAGGAAAACAGGCAGUAUAAACAUCGUAAUGUUACCUCUUUAUAUCUUUUGAAUAAUUUAGCUUUCUGAACAGACCAUUAGCCACAUGUUGUGCUGUUUCUCACCACAGGGGAGAGAUGGUGAUUAGCGCCAACAACUGUAAGUGCUCGAAUUCCUGGAAGAGAGAAAAAUAUUACUCUUUGUUCUCAAAUUAUGUUAUUUGGUUUUAACCCUUUCGGGUCUGAGAAGCAUUGCCAGGAGGGCCAUUAUAUAACGGGAUUUACCUAAAUCCUUGUCAUGGAUGGUCUAUAUGGAAUGUGUUCAAUUAGUUUUUAAAAGUACCAGCUUAAAGCAGCCAUCAGCACUUUGUCUUUGGACAGAAAUAAUUUAAGUAUGAUCUGUCAACUUGGGCUUUACGGACUACUGAGUAUACAUAUUGCUACUUUGCCCACCACUACCAAAAAGACAUCGCUUGGUGCCAUUUUAUUGGAAACUUAAGAUGCGAACCAUGGGAGCCUUGAGGAGGGUUUUGAGGGUGCUCUACACACAAGCACCUUUUCAAAAUGACUGCAGAAACUACAAAGGUAUGCUUGUAGGGCAAAGUUUAAACCCUUAAGGACACAGCUUGAGAAGUAAUAGGCCAGCAUGAUAGAACAUUUCCAUCAUGUGUUCUUAUGAAGUUAAAGAGACAGUGUUAACCAAAGGGACUCACUGUGCUUUAGUUGGUGCCUAUAGUCCUUGGAUGAUAUUCCCCAGUUUGACAUAAAACUGUGGAAAGCCUUCUCGAAACCUCCCUGACCCCUAUCCACAGUUCUAACAAAACACACUAUAGUCAUAUCAAUGUGUGAAUAUUGCCUAACAUAGAAUUAUGUGAUGUGCUUUUAUUUGAUCGAAGUGUCAUUUAGGUAAAAUUAUAUCAUUAAACAUUUCUGAUCAUUGUAUGUUGAAGAAAACUAUCUAUGUGUUUUAACGUUAGACACUCUCCCCCACAAACCUGUAUUUGUCCUAAAGAUUCACUUUAAAGUAACCUUUGUGUUUUGAAUGCAUUCACAUAAGGAUUGUCUUUCUUUUUCUUUGCUCAAGGCACUAGACUUGGACCCCAAAAAUAAAAUGAUGGCGACUUCAAUGGAGCCCAUUGCCGUCAGUGAGCAAAGCAGCGAGGAAAGUUCUACUUCACAUUCCAAAGACCUGGUUACAAGUCGAACAGAAAGCACUCUGUAUAGUAGCUCAAGAAGUGAGUCCCUUUGGAACACAGCCCACCGAAGUGCCUGGGACACCUACCAGAAGCCCAUUGUCAUCAUGUCUAUUGGGGGAUCUGUGUUCCUGUUGGGAAUAAUAUUGACCACUAUGUAUUUUAUGAGUUCCAAUGCUCCUGUGUCUAAGAACCUUGGACCUGUGGCAUUCUCCAUUGGACUAAUGGUUCUGAUUGUUGGGUUGGUUUGGGUGCCAAUCAUCAGGAAGAAACGAAAACAGAGGUCAUCUUCCAGGCUCUUCAACCAUCAACGACAGCUGUUCAGCUUUCAUUUUUGAAUAUUUCGGAUAACAGAUGCAACUGGUAGGAGUAGGACCCUGGUCCUAUCGCAUCCGCAUUUUGUUUUGAUGGAUUUACUAAGGACUUGGAUUGAGCAGUUUGGCAUUAAGAUUACGUGACUUAAAUUGUAGAUUUAAUAAUCCCAGUGGAUUUUCACACUUUAGGAUGAACUCAUGCGGAAUUCAGAGUGCAGAAAACUGAACAUUCGGCUUAUAUUAAAAAAUAAACUGGCAUGACAAAUUUGUUCCAAACUUCUUCUAGGCAGCCAAGCUUGUACAUGGAAAAUAAUUAUUUCCUUAUUAACCAUUUACUUGUGUGAUGGUUGAGAGAUGUUCUGCUAAGCAAUGCACUUCUUUGUUCUUUGGCACAAUGUAGAUUUAUAUGAGAUGAUCCA